AUGAACCGAUUCAUUCUCCUGGCAGUGCUUGCCGUCGUCGCCGUCAACUCGGCCAAACUCUCAAGACAAAUCGAGUCGGCUAUUGAGAAAUGGGACGACUACAAGGAGGAUUUCGAUAAGGAGUACACGGAGAGCGAGGAGCAAACUUAUAUGGAGGCUUUCGUCAAGAACGUCAUCCACAUUGAGAACCACAACCGUGAUCAUAGACUUGGCAGAAAAACCUUCGAGAUGGGAUUGAAUCAUAUUGCUGAUUUGCCAUUCUCCCAAUACCGCAAGCUCAACGGAUACAGGCGCCUUUUUGGAGAUUCUAGAAUCAAGAAUUCUUCCUCUUUCUUGGCUCCAUUCAAUGUUCAGGUCCCAGAUGAGGUUGACUGGCGUGAUACCCACCUCGUCACCGACGUCAAGAACCAAGGAAUGUGCGGAUCUUGCUGGGCAUUCUCCGCCACUGGAGCUCUCGAAGGUCAGCACGCCCGCAAGCUUGGACAACUCGUCUCCCUUUCCGAGCAAAACCUUGUCGACUGCUCGACCAAGUACGGUAACCACGGAUGCAACGGAGGACUCAUGGACCAGGCUUUCGAGUACAUUCGUGAUAACCAUGGUGUUGAUACCGAGGAGUCUUACCCAUACAAGGGACGUGACAUGAAGUGUCAUUUCAAUAAGAAGACUGUUGGAGCUGACGACAAGGGAUACGUUGACACUCCAGAAGGAGAUGAGGAGCAACUUAAGAUCGCUGUCGCCACCCAAGGACCAAUCUCCAUUGCUAUUGAUGCCGGACACCGAAGCUUCCAAUUGUACAAGAAGGGAGUCUACUACGACGAGGAGUGCUCAUCUGAGGAGCUCGACCACGGAGUGUUGCUCGUCGGAUACGGUACCGACCCAGAGCACGGAGACUAUUGGCUCGUCAAGAACUCAUGGGGAACCGGAUGGGGAGAGAAGGGAUACAUCCGUAUUGCCCGUAACCGCAACAACCACUGUGGAGUCGCCACCAAGGCUAGCUAUCCAUUGGUUUAA
Molecule: messenger RNA, 1011 nt
Organism: Caenorhabditis briggsae
Lineage: Eukaryota; Metazoa; Nematoda; Chromadorea; Rhabditida; Rhabditidae
Gene: Cbr-cpl-1
Product: Protein CBR-CPL-1
Exons: 4
Coding region: 1-1011 (336 amino acids)
Cellular component (GO): lysosome
Molecular function (GO): cysteine-type endopeptidase activity
Source: RefSeq, a predicted model, not a curated record